AUGCAUUUUUCCUCGAUCAAACAGGACACACUCGUGGCGCAUCUCGUCAUCAUUGCUGCAGUCUUCCUUCAACAAAUAAACGCAAUCAAUGUCCAAAGUGGCGAUACUCUAGCAAGAAUUGCCGCCGAGCAAGGAGUCUCCGUCGCUGCCCUGGAGGCCGCGAAUCCUGGGAUUUCCGCCAAUGACUUGCAACCAGGUGAGGUCCUUAGUGUUCCUGCUCCAAAUGCAGUCGCCAAAAGCCCCACUUUGGGGGCGACCACUUUGCUCAAGUCGACGACCGCAACAGCCCCAUCAAGCACACCUACAUCAACGAGAUCAUCAUCCAGUACCCCUCCGCCACCUCCGCCACCUCCGCCAACGACAACUACCACACCAGCUUCGCCCACAACCUCCAUCGCGGACAUCACCAACAUCGGCCUCCCGAGCUGCGCUCCCAGCCCCAUAGGCAAAUACUCCGACGCCAGCGACGUCAACUCGAAAACUUAUGCAUUCUGCGACAACAACGGUCACCUCACUCUGGCAUCGCUUUUAGCACCGCCACACAACGGCCUUCUGAGCGGAGACAGCCAAGAGAACAAUUCCGACGACGGCAACGGCGGACCGGCGAGUAACGAAAAGGGGUUCAAUAUGACGAUCAGUGCGAUACCGCAAUGCGCGUAUCCGGAUAGUACCGAAACGUUUACGGUGGGGCAGCCUUUGGGGAACAGUAGCCAGUCCGAUUGGUGGUGCGAGGCAGUGCUCACGAACUGUUACAAUGAGUGUGAGUAA
Letharia lupina is the source of this 768-nucleotide messenger RNA. RefSeq lists its product as uncharacterized. The transcript has a single exon. The record is from RefSeq and is a predicted model, not a curated record. Lineage: Eukaryota; Fungi; Ascomycota; Lecanoromycetes; Lecanorales; Parmeliaceae. The coding region runs from base 1 to 768 and encodes 255 amino acids.